AUGCCCUGUCCCAGCUCCUGCCCCCCCGGGCUCUUAGCCCUGAUGGCACCUGGGCUGGCUCUCAUGGCCACCUUCUCGCUGCCCUCCCAGGCCGGGGACAGGAGAGCGCUGCCGGUGGAGAAAGCUCCAGGUGUGAAGGGAAGAACUCUCAUUCUCCUUGAUGUCAACACCAAGAGCCCUGUCAGGAUAAUCAGUGAGAAUUUCCUCUCCCUGCAGCUGGACCCCUCCAUCAUUCAUGAUGGCUGGCUCGAUUUCUUAAGCUGUGAUAGCUGCAGUGAGGAUAAACAAGACAUUGUUCGCAGCGACAUUGCCCUGGAUAAGCAGAAAGGCUGUAAGAUCGCCCAGCAUCCUGACAUAAUGUUGGAGCUACAGAGGGAAAAGGCAGCUCAGAUGCACUUGGUUUUGUUAAAGGAGCAGUUUUCAAACACAUACAGCAACCUCACAUUAACAGCCAGGUCUCUAGACAAACUCUAUAACUUUGCUGACUGCUCUGGCCUUCAUCUGAUCUUUGCACUGAAUGCUUUGCGCCGAAAUCCCAACAACUCCUGGAACAGCUCCAAUGCCCUCAGCCUGCUGAAGUACAGUGCCAGCAAGAAGUACAACAUCUCCUGGGAGCUGGGCAAUGAGCCCAAUAACUAUCGGACCCUGAUCGGCCGCUCAGUGAACGGCAGCCAGCUGGGGAAGGACUACAUCCAGCUGAGAAGCCUGCUGCAGCUUAUCCGCACUUAUUCCAGAGCAAACCUCUAUGGGCCAAACAUUGGGAGGCCCAGAAAGAAUGUCAUCGCUCUCCUGGAAGGGUUCAUGAAAGUGGCUGGCAGCACGGUGGAUGCCGUUACCUGGCAACAUUACUACAUUGAUGGCCGAGUGGCCAAAGUGACGGACUUCCUGAAAACGCGCCUGUUAGACACGCUCUCUGACCAGAUCAGGAAAAUCCAGAAAGUAGUGAACACGUACACGCCGGGGAAGAAGAUCUGGCUGGAAGGUGUUGGCGCAACCUCGGCCGGAGGCAUGAACAACCUCUCCGAUUCCUAUGCGGCCGGGUUCCUGUGGCUGAACACGCUGGGCUUGCUGGCCAGCCAGGGCAUCGACGUGGUGGUGCGGCACUCCUUCCUCGACCACGGCCACAACCACCUGGUGGACCAGAACUUCAACCCCUUGCCGGACUACUGGCUGUCCCUGCUCUACAAGCGCCUCAUCGGUCCCAAAGUCCUGGCGAUCCACGUGGCCGGUCUCCAGAGGAAACCCCGGCCUGGCAGAGUCAUUCGUGACAAGCUCCGCAUUUACGCCCACUGCACCAGCUACCACAACCACAACUACGUCCGGGGGUCCAUCACGCUUUACAUCAUCAACCUGCAUCGCUCCCGGAAGAAAAUCAAGCUGGCGGGGACGCUGCGGGAUAAGAUCGUCCACCAGUACCUGCUGCAGCCCUAUGGCAAGGACGGGCUCCACUCCAAGUCGGUCCAGCUCAACGGGCAGCCGCUGGCCAUGGUGGACGACGGGACCCUCCCUGAGCUAAAGCCUCGUCCACUGCGGGCCGGCCGCACCCUGGUCAUCCCCCCGCUGACCAUGAGCUUCUACGUGGUGAAGAACGUGAACGCGCUGGCCUGCCGGUACCGAUAG
Nipponia nippon (crested ibis) is the source of this 1620-nucleotide messenger RNA. Lineage: Eukaryota; Metazoa; Chordata; Aves; Pelecaniformes; Threskiornithidae. The record is from RefSeq and is a predicted model, not a curated record.